Gasterosteus aculeatus aculeatus (three-spined stickleback) is the source of this 1401-nucleotide messenger RNA. The record is from RefSeq and is a predicted model, not a curated record. Lineage: Eukaryota; Metazoa; Chordata; Actinopteri; Perciformes; Gasterosteidae.
AUGAAUCGAGGAAACGGACAUAGAUAUGGGACUGAUGCCCCUCGGUGUGGCCCAGGCCCUCCACCGAAAACAUACCAUCUGAAACAGGCACUCACACGUGCCAACGAGGAGGUCUUCCGUCUGACCGAACUUGUGAAAGACCUUGAGUACUUCAAGACGGAUGCUGAGAUUGAGAAGAACAGUUUUUACCUUGUCAUCAAAGAUGGGAGAUUGGCAACCGCCCGUCUGGAGAAGAGUCUGCAGACCGCCAACAAGAGGAUCAAGACCCUGGAGGAAAAGAUGGCCCAAGAACAGCUCGUCAGUCACCAGGAGAAGGAGCGGAUGGUUCAAGAGCAUGAGGACGAACAUGCCGACCAAGUCAUCAAGUACCUUAAUCUCUUCAAGAAGAACGAGGAGUUGUCUCUGAGCCUCGCCGACGCCAAAGACGAACUCGUCACCAACGAGAUCUGGCGAAGAAAGUACGAGGUUCUGGAGAAAAAGACCAACCAAGACAUCGCCCUAAAACAAGAGGCACUGGAAGCCCUUCAGGUAAAAUACCAGGGGAUGGCCACCGAGGUUGAGAACCCGAUGUGCCAGAAGACCAGUGAGACCCUGAAAGUCAACGAAGAGAUGCAGUCCGAAAACCUCCACCUGCUGGAACGUCUGAGAGUACAGGAGGAAAAGAUGGCUGAAGUCCAGCUCAUCAGUCACCAGGAGAAGGAGCGGAUGGUUCAAGAGUAUGAGGCCAAACUUUCCGACCAAAAUAUCCAGAACCAGGCACUGGAAGCCCUUCAGGUAAAGUACCAGGAGAUGGCCACCGAGGUUGAGAAUCUGAUGGUCCAGAAGCUGAGUGAGACCCUGAAAGUCAACAAAGAGAAAGAAAGCAUCUUACAUAAGCUGAGAGAGACUGAACAACAGCUCAUCAGCGAGGAAGAGAAAUUCAAAGAUCUGGAAACAAGGGUGUGCAAAGAACUGAACCUCAAACAAGAGAUGUCGGAGACCAGAGUAACACAACUGUACUCCGACAACCUUGCUCUGGAGGAGAAGUUGAACAAGCAGCAGGCCAACAACCACCAGCUGGAGGCAGAAUACAAACUGCUAACGGACUGGAGGGAUGGCAUGGCUGACAAACAAAAGCACCAAGAGGAGAACAGAUCCCUCAAACUCCAACAGAUGGAGGAGAUGACCAAAGAAAAUCAGAUUCUCAUCACCAAGGUGAAACAGUUGCAGGACGAAAACACUCUUCUUGAAAACAUCUGUCUGGACUUGAAGAAGAAGAAGAGAGGCAUCUUUGGAAGAAGAAUGCAGGAAAGACAGGUAGAGAUGGACAAGAUGAAGCAAAAAAUGCAGGACCAGGAGACUAAGAGGUCCGAAAAAGAAGAGAAGAAGGGCCGUGAGGAGAAAAAGACCUUCCAGGGCUGA